AUGCGUUCACCGCCGUCGACUCGUUGCGACGACGAGAACAUGGACCUGGAUGCGAGCGGAGCUGCCCUCCCGACGGGGGAUCCACCGUAUCAUGCUUCUGCCGUUCGUCCGUCGUCACUCACUACCGAGUCGGUCGUCUCGGUCCAGAACUGCCGCUGGCCGCCCUUCUGGAAAAGCAACCCAGAGCUCUGGUUCCUGCAGGUCGAGGCCGUGUUCCAGGCCUUACGGGUUCGUACAGAUGAAACCAAAUACAGCCUCGCUGUCUCACUGCUCGACCCCUACACGCUGCAGGAAUUGUCCGACGUCAUCAGGUCACCGCCUUCCGACGGGAAAUAUGAUCAUUUAAAGGCCACGAUCCUGAGCCGUUUCUCGGACUCGACGGAUCGCCAAUUGCUCCGCCUUCUCACUCAGCUUGAACUAGGCGACCGGAAGCCUUCACAGCUCCUGCGCCAAAUGCGCACGUUGGCCGGUAGCAGAGUCUCCGACGACGUUGUGCGGGUCAAAUGGUUGGACCUUCUACCUGUCGGAAUGCAGCGCAUCCUUAAGGUCCUCAAAUCGCACGACCUGGAAGAACUGGCUGCCGCCGCAGAUGAGCUAUUGGGAAGCGGGCCUGGUUUCUCAAUUACAGAAACACACGCCUCACCAAAUGUUUGCGCUUCGUGCUCGUCACCUCGGACACCGCAGUCACCGCCUCAACCUGACGUCGCCGCUGAGCUGUCGGCCAUCCGACAGGCGCUUGCACAGCUCACUUCAUCCCAACACGACGUACUUCUCCGGCUGGACACAAUGAUUUCUCACGAGGCCUCACGUUCCUCGUCGCGAGGGCGUCCCGAAGCCGCGCGCUCGGUCGCCGUCCGUAGGACAGCGGCCAGGGUGGUGCUACCACCACCGUCGCUGGGGAACUGA
Harpegnathos saltator (Jerdon's jumping ant) is the source of this 906-nucleotide messenger RNA. RefSeq lists its product as uncharacterized. Lineage: Eukaryota; Metazoa; Arthropoda; Insecta; Hymenoptera; Formicidae. The transcript has a single exon. The record is from RefSeq and is a predicted model, not a curated record. Bases 1 to 906 code for a protein of 301 amino acids.